GCCACGUCCGUCUGUCUGUCUGUCUGUCUGGAAACUCCAGACGGAUCUCUGCGCUGAGAGGAGACGGAGACGAGACGGAGACGGAGGACGCCGGGCGCUCUGGGAUCAGAUCCAUGACCUGCAGGAGGAGCGAGGCGUCGUAGAGGCCUUACUGAUUAAAAUGGAGCUGCAGAUGUUCGUACCUGCUGACAGCGUGUCUGAGCGCCGCUCGCUCAGCCCGCCGCCAUGCCGGACGUAAAGCCUCCACUGCCAUGUGACUACCCCUCCGCCUCCUCAGCCGCAGCCUCCGCCGGCUCUCCCGCUGGCUGCGCCCCCCACCACCACCUCGUCAUCGACAUGGAGCCCUGCGUCGCCAACCUCCCACUGUCCCCCGACCCCUUGUCCUCCUUCCCCCGCCACAGACCCGCCGUCCCUCACUACCCGCUCAUGGCCCGCUGUAACAGCAGCACCCUGCUCACCAACCUGGGCCUGAGGUACUGCUCCAGCAGGCCGGGCCCUCUGGGGGCCCCGGACCCGGCCCCGGGCUCCUGCACCCACACGGGAAGCACCGGCGGCCGGCCGUACAGGAGCAUGGAGAACCUGAACUGGAACUCGGUGGCAGAUUCUGGCCUGUAUGCGUUCAGUGCUGCCCCCUACAGGAGCGUGGACAGCGAGUUUAUUCUACGCUACACCUCCACCAGCCACUGGUACGACGGGCCCCCCGAUGGAUCUAUGAUGGGAGCCCCCAACCAGGAGAGCCUGGCGUUCUACCCUCGACUUCCCAGGAAGGACCUGCCGCUCUUCCCCCAGCUGCUGUUUCCAGGUGGUGUCGACGAAUGGGACGCGAGGAAGGGCCUGAGGGAGAAACUCCGCCUCCAGAGCGCGAGGUCAUCAGUCGAGUAUCUGAAGCCCCUCCCACUGCGACCUCAGGUGAUCCCAGUACACUCGACGGUUUGUGGGUCCAGACCGCCGUGCACAAUGCGCAUCACCAGCCCCGAGGAGAUCAAGCAGGAGGUGCUGAGGCGCCUGCAGCUCCGGCGGCAGAACAGCAGCCCCAACCUGGCUCUCCACAGCUCCCCGUCCAGCCCCAAAGUGGUGAAGACCUCCUACACGACAGACAACAUCGCAGGUAACGGAUCUGAUUCUGCACCGGAGCGCCCCAGACCUCCCGUGGGACGCCUACACAUCCCAACGUUCGAGGAGUUUAAGAGGAUGAGGCAGAAGGAGGGCAAAGAGUCCACAGCUGGUUCUGUGGUCUCUGGAACAUCUGAGACAUCAUCAGACCGUAAGACACCUCCUUCUGAUCGGACCGUCCCCGAGUCAAGCUCUAGUGGAGGACACCGAGAGCAGCGAGAGGAUUCAGAGGAGGUGCAGGGAGAGACCUCAGAGAGACCUCCUUGUAUCUCCACCUCCGUCUCCAGCUCGUACUCUCCCAUCCGCACCGGCCCGUCUCCACGAUCGCCCCUGCAGCCGCUGGCCAGCUCGGCCCAGGAGAAGGCCCUCGCCCUCGGCGGCGACGGGAGCAGCAGGCGCAGGAGGAGCAGCCUGGAACCGGCCGGGUCGGUCCCCUUCCCGCCCAGCAGGGAGAACUGGGGUCGGCCCUCCAGCUGCUGCCCGGCGCUCCUCCUGGAGGGGACCGACCUGUCCAGCUACGGAGCCAAGAUCUACAAGAUGAAGGACGGCCUCAUCGGCUCGGCGCUGGACCUCAUCAAGAAGAGCUGCAGUGCAGAGAUCUCUGCCGAGGCCCCCGUCAGGCUGUCAGGUGACCGGGACGGAGGCUGUGACAUCACCGCCCCCUCGGCGGCCGACUGUCAGCCCUCCGCCGUUGCCAUGGCAACGUCGGCACCGGCCCGCGGAGCCGAGGCUGGCGACGAGACGCCUGCAGGAGGAGGAGGAGGAAGAGGAAGAGGAGGAGAGGAAGCCGGAGAAUGCCACGCCGCUCUGGGCUGCAGGCGCUCCAGCUCGGACGCAGCCUAUGAGCUGGCGGAGACGGUGAGGGCGCAGCGAGAGUGCCGUCUCCGGCCCCACUACAGCGACCCCAUGCCGGCCGACGCCUCCAAGCGCAAACAGCUGGAGAUGAAGAUCGCUGCAGCCGCACGCCUCCACGGCCACCGGCGAGACCGCGACAGAGACCGAGACCGAGACAGUGCUCCAGCAGCUCUCCGUGGUCGCUCUGAGCCGCCCGGCGAGGAGCGCCAGGCGGGUCUGGGCGUGACCCGGUCCGGGCAGCACCGCUGGAGCACCAUCAGCAGCCUCAGCGUGGACAGCGGCGUGGUGGGCCUCAGCGACGAGCGGGAGGAGGAGGACAGCGAGCCACGCCGGUACCGGAGGAAACGGGGGGGCGGCGGCGAGGUGGAGCGGGUGGACAGCGGCAUCGGCCCGGGUCUGUCCCGCACCUGGAAGAGGCCAUCGGCCUCCCUCAGAGCCUGGGAGGCCCAGAGACCCUGUCCCGACUGCGGGCUGAGGGACGGCGCCUCCAAAGAGCGAGGAGAGCGCAUGUGCGAGCGUUGCUCCAAACUGCGCACCGAGCGCAAGGAGGCCAUCCUGGAGUUCCUGAACACGGAGUCGAGCUACGGCGAGGACCUGCGCAUCAUCAGGGAGGAGUUCUACUGCCCCAUGCAGAGCGCCGCGCUGCUGACGGCCGAGCAGCUCGCCGUGGUGUUCGGUAACGUUCAGGAGCUGAUCGACGUCAACGACCGCUUCACCGAACACCUGCAGGACAGCAUCGACCAGGCCUUCGACCAGGGGGAUGAAGACCUGCUGACGGUCUACAUCGGAGAGAUCUUCCUGGAGUUCGUCAACAUGCUGCCGGCCUUCCAGACCUACUGCCUGCAGCAGUCCACCGCGGUCAACCUGCUCAACACGCUGGAGAAGGAGAAAGAGCUGCUCAGAAUCUUCUUGGAUGUUUCCCAGAACGACAACACGGCACUGCGUCGCAUGAACCUGCGCUCCUUCCUCAUGGCGCCCCUCCAGCGCGUCACCAAAUACCCGCUUCUGUUGAGCCGCAUCAUCAAGGUCACCCCCGAGUGCCACCCGGACUACGCUCGCCUCCGCGAGGCCAAGAGUCGGGUGGAGUCCCACCUGGAGCACAUCAACAUGAAGACCAAGCAGGAGGGCAACGGCGUCACCUGGUCCCUGCGCUCGUUCCGCCGCGACAGCCGCAAAAACCGGGAGGUCAUCAACAUCGAGAUGCGGGAGGUGUCGAUGAAGACGGUGGGCUGGGCGAGGGAGAACACGCGGUUUGUCAUGGAGGGACCCCUCCAGCUGUCCCAGCCGGCGGACGGUCAGUGGGUGAAGAAGGGCAGCAAGGCCCUCAAGUUCCAGAACGUCCAGAGUCUGCUGAUGGUGCGGAUACAGCGGGCCGGGGACGCCCCGGCACAGGGCGCCGACCUGGGGGCUCAGGGGGACGGCGGUGGCGACAGCAUCCGAGACGGAGUGCUGGUUCUAAUCAAGGACAAGAGCAGCGGGAAGUUCGCCGUGCUGAGAGAGCCCAUCCGUCUGACGAACUGCGUGGUGUCGACGGAUCCCGACUGCGAGGACACAUUCGAGGUGCUCGAUAUUCGGCGGGAGUCUUUCGUCUUCCGCGCCUCGGACAAAUCUCGCACCCAGCAGUGGUUCCAUCAGAUUAAGAGAUACACUCGAGACUUGGGCACCUGGAGGAAAAGACGCAACGCUCUGCCCAACAUCAUGAUCAACACGAACCAGACGCGCUCCUGAGACUAACCAACCGCCGACACGCUGUAAAUAACCUCAAUCCUUUGACUGCAAACUGACUACGAGAAGCAUUUCUGAGUGACGCCACUGUUAAAAAACACCGUCUCAAAGUCUCCAGCACUUUUUUCUUACAAAGCUAUAAGUGCGCCAUACUGUCAUGAAGUUGUGUACGAAGAUUUAAAAGAUUCUUGGACGACCAAAAAAACCUGGGCUGAGCUCGUCGGCCUUGAUUGUAAAGAGAGCUGUUUUCAGUGAAUACUGUUGAAAUGCAAGACUGAAUAUACGGAGGUACUUUAGUGACUUUAUUAUGCAGUCAGACAGAAGAGGUUUGAGAGCAGAACUACCGACACUGUAAUCAAAAAAACGCUUUCCUGCAAGUAAAAUACAUUUGUGAUUAAAAUGCAAAUUAAAUGCGAAUGCAAGUUUCAUUUUCGAAUCCAAAAGUUCUGUUUGCAAAUCCGAAAAUUUUGUUUUCGAAUUCAAGUUUCCUUCACAAUUUCCAAAGUUUUGUUUGUGAAUCUAAAAGUUUUGUUUAGGAAUCCAAAAGUUUUGUUUACGAAUUCAAGUUUUGUUUGCGAAUUCAAAAAUUGUCUCUGCGAAUCAAAAAGGUUUUUUUUUUGUGAAUCCAAAAGUUUUGUUUGCGAAUCCAAAAGAUUUAGCUCAAUAGCAAACAAAAAUUUUUGAUUUGUAAUAAUACAUUUUUAUUUUAAGUGCAGUAAAACAUUUUUUGAUUACAGUGUAAAGUUUUGCUCUCAAACCUCUUCUGUUUGACUGCAUAAUAAAGUCACUAAAGUAACUCCGUAUAAACAUGGCUGACUGCAAGAAGAGAAACUGUAAUGUAAUUUUGAUACCAGACAGUGGGGGGGGUGGGGUUAACAUUUGUUUCCGUGGUUUCUGUUUUGGUCGUCACUGCCCUUCUCCUGUGUGUGUUUGCCGCCCUCUGCUGGACGUCGGCGGUACAGCGACCGUCACUGCCAGAGAUGCAGCCGAGCAGACAGACCUCCUGUAUCACUGUGGUUCAAUGAGAACUCAACAUAACAGCAAUAAUCUCUGCCAGCUCCAACACACGUAGCUACUGUACACGCAUUUAUAAUCUCACAGGAGUUCCUCAGUUUCAUGUGGCGGAUUUAACUCAAAGUCUCAAAUCUGAUCUCGGUUGUUUCUCUCCAUCGUCCCGACGACACUAAGGAGUUCAGAUCGUCUCAAUCAGUCCAGUCAGUCUCCUUUAACUGUUGACAUCAGGUGAAGUCAAACACUGCUGUGUGUUCAGAGUCUUUCAACCUUUCAACCUUUCAACCUUGUGUUCAGGACCUGAUGUGGGUUCACACAGAACCGGGUCAUGGGACGGAAUAACAGAAGUAUUAUUAUCUAUUUGUAGGGCUGCAACAAACUGUGAUCUGCAUUAUGGAUUCAUCUGAUUCAUCAUUUGUUCGACAAAAUAACGAAAAUGCGACUCCAAAAAUGUUGUUUACGAAUCCAAAAGUUUUGUUUACGAAUCCAAAAGUUACGUUUUCGACUCCAAAAAAUGUUGUUUUCUAAUCAGAAGUUUGUUGGUGAAU
Sebastes umbrosus (honeycomb rockfish) is the source of this 5252-nucleotide messenger RNA. RefSeq lists its product as uncharacterized. NCBI's taxonomy places the organism in Eukaryota, Metazoa, Chordata, Actinopteri, Perciformes, Sebastidae. The record is from RefSeq and is a predicted model, not a curated record. Gene Ontology annotation, biological process: positive regulation of Rho protein signal transduction. Gene Ontology annotation, molecular function: guanyl-nucleotide exchange factor activity.